Messenger RNA from Nothobranchius furzeri (turquoise killifish), 1084 nucleotides. It is a transcript of the gene mettl21a, whose product is annotated as methyltransferase 21A, HSPA lysine. Gene Ontology annotation, biological process: peptidyl-lysine methylation. Gene Ontology annotation, molecular function: protein-lysine N-methyltransferase activity. Gene Ontology annotation, cellular component: cytoplasm; cytosol. The record is from RefSeq and is a predicted model, not a curated record. NCBI's taxonomy places the organism in Eukaryota, Metazoa, Chordata, Actinopteri, Cyprinodontiformes, Nothobranchiidae.
GUACUAAACUAAAUAACUACUUAGAGAAUAAAGAAGAACUGGUUUAUAUUUAGGGGGAGAUUAACAAGUUUAAACGAGUUUAAAAAGACGAAAGUAUUUCCCUAAAUCCAGAAGAUGGCGGUAGAGAUGAAGGAACUUGGUAAAGAUUGGUGAGAAGAAGAAAACCUGGAUAUUUACUGGGAAUUUCUUUCAUUUUAUUUAAAGCAUGGCUCUUGUUCCUUAUGUAGAAAACCAGUUACCAUUUCUCUCUAAACUUCACAAUUCAUCAGUACAUUUCCGGUUUGCUAACCACGACCUUCGGCUGGCUCAGGACUGGAAGAAACUCGGGGUGGCAGCGGUGGUGUGGGAUGCUGCGGUUGUGAUGUGUGUGUAUCUGGAGAUGGGAAAAGUGGACCUAAAGGGGAAGAGGAUAAUUGAACUGGGAGCUGGGACUGGUCUAGUUGGUAUUGUGGCAGCUCUGUUGGGUGGUUUGGUGACCAUCACAGACCGAGAACCCGCCCUGGACUUCCUUUCAGCCAACGUGAAGGCCAACCUGGCCCCAGAUUCCCAGGAGUUGGUAGUUUCAGAGCUGACCUGGGGUGUGGGACUUGAUCGCUACCCAGCAGGAGGAUACGACCUGGUUCUGGGAGCAGACAUCAUCUACCUGGAGGACACUUUCCAGGCUCUGAUGCAGACUCUGGAGCAUCUAUGUUCUGACUCCACAGUGGUGUUACUGGCCUGCAAGAUCCGAUAUGAGCGAGACACCAACUUCCUGAGCAUACUCAGGUGUCGGUUCAGUGUGGAAGAGGUCCACUACGACAAAGAAAGGGACAUCCAUGUCUACAAAGCUUACAAAUUGCCCAUCAACAGGGAUUUAUGAUUGAAAAAAGGUGUAAAAACCACCCAAAUAUACCAGAAACACAUUUAUUAACAGCUGCCAAAAAUGUCUUAAUGUAUAGCUCAAACAUAAACCACUGUAAUAUACAUGUUUGUGUUGACAUUUAGAAACUGAAUACAAAAAUAACAAAAAGCAACAUAAAAAAAGCAUACAUGACAACAUGUAAUAAAAAUGCUUAAUAUGGCAUUAUAAAUGGUGAAAUAUCCA